Molecule: messenger RNA, 1087 nt
Organism: Apus apus (common swift)
Lineage: Eukaryota; Metazoa; Chordata; Aves; Apodiformes; Apodidae
Gene: MTERF4
Product: mitochondrial transcription termination factor 4
Exons: 3
Coding region: 19-882 (287 amino acids)
Biological process (GO): regulation of DNA-templated transcription
Molecular function (GO): double-stranded DNA binding
Source: RefSeq, a predicted model, not a curated record
UCCUCCCCGCGCCGGGCCAUGGCGGGGCGGCUGCUGCGCGGCUGCGGGCGGGCGGCCUGGCCGCCCGGCUGGGCCUGGGUGUCCCGCGGCUUCCCCGCCGCUCCCGGGCUGUGCCGCGGCUGCGGGGAGGCGGCGGGGCUGCGGGCCAUGGGUUUCAGCGAGGAGCACGCCCGGCGGCUCCUGGGGCUGCAGCCCCGGCUCGGGCCCCAGCGCCUGGAGGCGGCGGCGGCGCAGCUGCUGCUGCUGGGUCUGAAAAGCGAGGCCGCCCUCGGCCUUCUGGAGCGGAGCCCGGAGCUGCUGCGGAUGCCGACGGAGCGGCUGCGGGAGCGGGCGGGAGAGCUGCGGCGCCUGGGGCUGGACGGAGGGCAGCUGCAGCGGGCGCUGAGCCGCUGCCCCCAGCUCCUCACCCUGCCCCGGAGGAGGAUGGCGGCGGCCGUGCGGCUGCUGCGGGAGCGCUGCCUCUUCACGGCCGAGCAGCUGAAGGAGGUGCUGAGGACCUGCCCCGGCGUCCUGCUGGAGGAGCCGCGCCAGCUCCACCACCACUUCCAGUACGCCUACUUCAGGAUGGGGAUCCAGCAGAAGGAGAUGGUAAAGGCCCGGCUUUUCCAAAUGCCCUUUGCCGAGCUCAGGAACCGGCACAUCUUCCUAGAGCGCCGGGGGCUCUACCAGACACCGUACAAAGGCCAGACCCAAACCAGUAACCCGAAACUAAAGGACGUCCUUCAGCUCCCAGAAAAAGACUUCCUGGCCAGCCUGGCCCGCUCUACCGUGGAGGAGUAUGAGGUCUUCAAGAAGCUGCUGGCUCGAGAGGAGGAGGAAGAAGAAGAGGAGAAGGAGGAGGAAGAAGAGGACACAGAUGCACUAUACACAGAGGAAGACUAAGGCUUGGACACGGAAAGAUGUAAACCAGCCCAGGAGUGAGGAGGUGAGGUUCCAGGGUGCCUGAACUCUCCCAUUCUGGCCCCACUGCACUCACAGGUGCUCUGGGCCUUGACCCCACACAGGUAUAAGCCACGGUGGCUUCAGGACUCUGUGGGGCCCUUCUGAGGGGCAGCAAUAAAUCCCAUCUAUCAGAAUACAACAGUAA